Molecule: messenger RNA, 1827 nt
Organism: Macrosiphum euphorbiae (potato aphid)
Lineage: Eukaryota; Metazoa; Arthropoda; Insecta; Hemiptera; Aphididae
Source: the annotation of a GenBank genome assembly
AUGUUUCGACCAUGGGAAACCGAAAAUAUGAACACCUCGGCUGUACUGAAGACUCCCGAAAUACCUGAAAAAAUUGUAGUUAAAGAAACUAAAUGCCCUGAGCCAAUUAAUUUGAGAUCAGUUUUGGCUUACUUGAAAGGUCAGGGAUAUCCUAGCUAUAUCCAUAGUAAAAAUGAUAAAUCUAACUUUCGAAGACAAACCAAAUCAUUUUAUUUGUCCGAUGACGUUUUAUAUUAUAAAAAAAAUUCCGUCUGUGUUAUAUUCGACGAAGAACAAAGACAAAGUAUUCUGAAAAUGAUUCACGAGGGUUCUGAAGAGUCGAUAGAAGCUGUUGCGCUGUCAAGUCACCGUGGUAGGGAUGCGACUAUUAAUAUGCUUAACCAACGUUGCUAUUGGCCAUCUAUUACUUCAGACGUAAAAUCAUUUAUUAAAGAGUGUGAUAUAUGUCAACGGGUUAACCCAGCAACAUUGAAAAUAGUGCCUGAGUUGCAUUCCAUUCCUAUACCUAAAAAGGUUUUUAAACAAAUAGGAAUCGAUCUUAUAACUUUACCGGAAGUAAAUGGUUUUCGAUAUGUAGCUGUAGCGAUAGAUUAUUUCAGCAAAUGGUGUGAGGCACGACCCCUUACAGAUAAAAAAGCUGUUACAGUUGCUCGUUUUAUAUACGAUGAAAUUAUAUGUCGACAUGGUUGUCCUAAGGUGGAAAUAAGUGAUCAAGGUAGAGAAUUUUGUAAUCAGCUAUGUGAAGAACUAUUUCGUAUGACGGGAACCUCACAUAGAGUCACAUCACCCUAUCAUCCUCAAGCAAAUGGACUUGUUGAACGGUUUAAUAGAACAAUAAAAAAUUCGUUACUUAAAAUUCAUCUAGAAAAUGUACUCAAGUGGCCAGAUGUAUUGCAAGGAGUUCUAUUUGCUUACCGAACUGUGCCUCAUACUUCUACAAAAUAUUCACCAUUUUAUGUUCUAUAUCAGAGAGAAGCUGUACUUCCAGUAGAUAUACAACAUAACUUAGAAGAAGAUAGCGUGUAUGAUAAUGUUUUUAUAGGAGAUUUUGAUGAAGAACAAUUUGAAGAAACAUUGAAAUGCAUGCUAUCAAUGAGAGAUAAACUUCAAGAUAAAGUGGAAGAAAAUAUCCUAGAUGCACAAUCAGCUCAACGAAAAUCAUACGCGAAAAGACACCCAUUAGCUGAGAAUACAUUUAAAGUAGGGGACAAAGUGUUAGUAAAAAAUCUCCGACGUGAUGACAGGAAAGGAGGAUGGGCCUCGAUGCCAUGGCUGGGUCCAUUCACUAUCCAUGAAAUAAUCAACAACAAGAUAUGUCAGUUAAAAAAUGAUGUAAAAGUAUUAAAAACAAAAGUUUUAAUAAGUAAUAUGAAAAAAUAUUUUGAAUCUGACGGUCAAAAAUUGAAUGAAGAUAUUUAUGUAGAAGAAUUGAAGACAAGCGAAAAAAGUAUAAUGUCACGAAAAGAUAUAAUCCCCACCGGUUCAAAAACCAGGAUGUUUUAUCCAGUGGGUAAAACAUGGCAGCAGACAAAAUGCAGAACAUUAAAAUUAAAUUUCAGCCAACAAGUAACAAAUGAAAUUAUACUUGCAAAAUUCUUGACGGUUCCAUCUGAAAUUAAAAACAUUGUUGGAGAUGGAAACUGUUUAUAUAGAUCUUUAUCGUAUUGGAUAACGGGAGACGAAGAUUAUCAUUUUGCCAUAAGACAACAUGUUUGUGAGAUUGUCAAAACAAGUUCAAAUAUCGAAAGAUAUAUAGGGGGAAAGGAAAACAUGAAGAAAUAUUUGGAACAAAAAACAAUAGAAAAUGAUGGUAAUAUAAAUGUAUAA